CCGGCCCCUCCUCUGGCCCGCGCCUCUGGGGCCGAGCGCUCUCCCGCCGGUCCGGACCGGCGCUGGAUGUUUGCUUUCGCGGCAGUCAGGCCAGCCAAGCCCGUUUCCAGCUCGGGGCAGCGGGGCGGAGGGCCCGGCCGGCGGGGCAGCCAUGGAGGCGGCGGCACGGAGGCGGCAGCACCCGGGAGCGGCGGGUGGCCCGGGCGCGCAGCCGGGCGCCUCCUUCCUGCAGGCCAGGGCUGCUUCAUUCUCACCUGGCUGUCCCUUGAGGCUGGAACCUUGGCCACAGGCAGCCCCGCGCUCUCAUCUUUAGCGUCCCAGCACCAGAAAGGAAGAUGCUCUUUUCAACUCUGGCACAGCUCCGUCAAGGCUGAUGAGGCUGCCAGCACAGCUCCCUUCCACCUUGAUCUCUGGUUCUACUUCACCCUGCAGAACUGGAUUCUAGACUUUGGCCGCCCCAUUGCCAUGAUGGGGGAACUGAGGCCUGAAGAGGGGAAGAACUUGCCCAGGGUCACCCAGAACGUUGGUGCACAACUGAGUCCCAAAGGAGCCUCCAACUCUCAGCUGGUGUUUCCUCUCGAGUGGUUUCCGCUUAACAAGCCCAGCGUGGGGGACUACUUCCACAUGGCCUACAACAUCAUCACGCCCUUUCUUCUGCUCAAGCUCAUCGAGCGGUCCCCACGCACCCUGCCGCGCUCCAUGAUCUAUGUCAGCAUCAUCACCUUCAUCAUGGGCGCCAGCAUCCACCUGGUGGGUGACUCUGUAAACCACCGCCUGAUCUUCAGCGGCUACCAGAACCACCUGUCAGUCCGCGAGAACCCCAUCAUCAAGAAUCUCAAGCCGGAGACGCUGAUCGACUCCUUUGAGCUGCUCUACUACUACGACGAGUACCUGGGCCACUCCAUGUGGUACAUCCCCUUCUUCCUCAUCCUCUUCAUGUACUUCAGUGGCUGCUUCACUCCCACCAAAGCUGAGAGCUCAAUGCCAGGGCCAGCCCUGCCCCUGGUGGUGCCCAGCGGCCUGUACUACUGCUUGGCGGACUUUCGACUUGAAGCUGGGAGGAAGGGGAACAGGAAGGCGGUUCUGGGAGCAGCGAGCGCACGGGUGACAACCGGAGGCCCCGCGAUGGCCAAGUUUCUUUCCCAGGACCAAAUUAAUGAGUACAAGGAAUGCUUCUCCCUGUAUGACAAGCAGCAGCGGGGGAAGAUGAAAGCCACUGACCUCCUGAUGGUGAUGAGGUGCCUGGGGGCCAGCCCGACGCCGGGGGAGGUGCAGCGGCACCUGCAGACUCACGGGAUAGACAGAAAUGGAGAGCUGGAUUUCUCUACUUUCCUGACCAUUAUGCACAUGCAAAUAAAACAAGAGGACCCAGAGAAGGAAAUUCUUUUGGCCAUGUUGAUGGCGGACAAGGAGAAGAAAGGCUACAUCAUGGCGUCUGAACUGCGGUCAAAACUCAUGAAACUGGGAGAGAAGCUCACCCAUAAAGAAGUAAAGAAACAUUUCAAAGAAACUGACAAUGUCACCCAGACAGAGACUGAUGUCCCUUCCUCUGGCUGUGGGAGAAGGAAAGAUGAUACUAGAAUGGAUGAUCUUUUCAGGGAAGCAGAUAUUGAACCUCAUGGCAAAGUGAAGUAUGAUGAAUUUAUCCGCAAGAUCACCAUUCCUGUGCAGGACUACUGAAUGAGGAGAAGGCAAGAGAGCCUCCCCUGGGCCGGAAAACUCAGACCGAUGAAUCUUUAAAAAGAAAAGCGUUCCUUUCACUUGUGGGAGAUGGCAAACACAGCAAGAUGACAUACCUGACCACAGCAGCGGGUAACUUAGCAAGGAAACGAAACGAUUUCAGCUACAGUAUUAGCAUGUCUUUAAUAAAAGACUUUUACUGAUUUUAAUAACUAACUACCAUCAGUCUAGCCCUUUAUAUCAUGGAAAGAGCCUAUGGUUUAGAGUUGGGCCAGGGUUCCAGUCCUGACUCUGCCACUUCUGAGUCAGGUGAUUUUGGGCAAAUCAUUUCACCCCUCAAAGCCUUAGGAUCCUCACUGAGGUUGGAUUCCUACUUCUUACCUCAUGGAGCCUGCUGAGAAUGGUCUUCAAAGGGCCUUUGCAAAUUGUAGAGCACAGUGUAAUCCUAGGUUGCCAUGGUCGUGCUUCUCCUAAAAAGGGCAAUUUACCGAAAGACUAAUAUUCUGUAUUUGGGUGCUAGAAUCAUCUUCCGCAUUUCCAAGAUAAAGCUAGCUGAGAAACAGCAACAAACAGAGAGCUCAAACUAUGGCAACAGUUCUUGCAGCACCACAGGGUCACAUACAAAUUCUCAUUCCCAGUGCAUACUAAUGUAGUUCAGGAUAUUCAUUCAUAAACAGGAUAAAAAACAGGUUUAAAACAAGGCAGCAUCAGCUAAACCCUGGGAAGAGUGAUCCGACUACACCCCAAACCAAAGGAAACCAGAUGUGACGAGUUGCAUUCACUGAGGCCUUGCAGAGCUUGAGAAGACCUGUUAUGAUGCUUCUGUCAGAAUUUUGAGCUCCUCCCUGACCCAUUAUCAGAGAGGUUCAUGGGACUGGGAUGGUCUGCUCAAGUGGGCCAAACUGAUGAUGG
Aethalodelphis obliquidens (Pacific white-sided dolphin) is the source of this 2592-nucleotide messenger RNA. It is a transcript of the gene CLN6, whose product is annotated as CLN6 transmembrane ER protein. Bases 67 to 1680 code for a protein of 537 amino acids. The transcript is spliced from 14 exons. NCBI's taxonomy places the organism in Eukaryota, Metazoa, Chordata, Mammalia, Artiodactyla, Delphinidae. Gene Ontology annotation, molecular function: calcium ion binding. Gene Ontology annotation, biological process: lysosome organization. The record is from RefSeq and is a predicted model, not a curated record. Gene Ontology annotation, cellular component: myosin II complex; membrane; endoplasmic reticulum.